Aspergillus lentulus is the source of this 642-nucleotide messenger RNA. NCBI's taxonomy places the organism in Eukaryota, Fungi, Ascomycota, Eurotiomycetes, Eurotiales, Aspergillaceae. The record is from RefSeq and is a predicted model, not a curated record.
AUGAAUAUCUUCAGGUUAUCAGCUGAUUUUUCUCAUUUAAUAUCCAUCUUCAUCCUCUUGCAUAAGAUGAAGUCUUCUAGUAGCUGCUCUGGUUUAUCUUUCAAAUCACAAGUUUUGUAUCUGCUGGUCUUUCUCACACGCUAUCUUGAUUUAUUCUGGACUUUCACCGACUCCUUAUACAACACCACCUUUAAGGUCCUUUUCAUCAGCUCAUCGGCUUACAUUAUCUACCUAAUGCUCAACGAUUACAAACCUACCCGGGAUCCCAAUUUGGACACAUUUAAAGUCCAAUACCUUCUAGGGAUCAGUGCUAUCUUGGCCGUCCUAUUCCCACAUGAUUACAGCAUUUCGGAGAUACUCUGGACCUUUUCCAUAUGGCUUGAAUCCGUCGCUAUCCUUCCACAGCUUUUUAUGCUCCAGCGCACCGGAGAAGCAGAUACUAUCACCACACAUUACCUCUUUGCCCUGGGACUCUACCGCGCUCUUUAUAUACCUAAUUGGAUUUACCGUUACUUCGCAGAGAACCGCUUCCAGCCGAUACCCGUCGUUGCAGGUAUAGUCCAGACGCUCCUGUAUUCGGACUUUUUCUAUAUCUAUUACACAAAGGUAAUGAAAGGGAAAAAAUUCUCUCUCCCGGUCUAG